AUGAAGAUCCAUCCAUCCUCACAGACAAUCAAACUCCUGAACUUACGUGGCACAUUUGCAUGUGUGCUGAUUCGCAAAUAUCUAGCGGGCAAUAAACGCCGUGGCGAAUCUUUCUUGACGGGCUCACAAACACGUACUGUCGCGGUAUCCUUGCAGAAUCCUGAAGACAUGCAUCGCGCGCUUCAGAUUCUGGAAAUCAUCGAUUGCAUACUGCAGCAUGCGCGAGAAUCCUCUGUCAAAGUAGCUCCGUUGGCCCGAGUUUGCAAGACUUUCUCGGGGCCGGCUCUGGAUAGCACAUGGAGAGUGCUUCACAAACCCCUGCCGCUCUUGAAGCUUUUCUCUGGGCUGGAAAUGGAUACCGUUCGAGAACCGUAUUUCUAUGUGGUCGUUUAUCGUCUAACAAGCGACAUACUCCCGUCCGAAUGGGAGCGAUUCCUGUCAUACUGUCAUCGUGUACGCGAGAUCACGUGUGGAGAGUAUGCAAUGUUUACCCAAAGUGUUGUCGUCCAUUCCUCGGUCUGGCAACAGUUGUUCGUGAGGAAUGGGGGAAGACCACUCCUGCCUCAUGUGCGAAUCAUCGACUGGUACCCCCAAUCACUGCUCGACGCUGAUAUUCUCUACCUCACAUCCUCUACUCUCAGGCAGCUUCGCGUAGAUAUCGAGGAAGCACCAUCACAUGCUUUGCUUACGGAUGCGAUGGCGAGGUACACAAACCUGCAGAUGGCCUUUGGCAUGGUGCUUCAGCAAGUGGUGCAAAUGUCGCCAUUCCUGGAGGUCCUCGAUACAUCCGGCGUGGGGUAUAGCGCACUAGCGUUGCCCGUCUCAGUUUGCAGCCGCUUGCGUGUGUGCAAGACACAUAUGUGCAUCUCGCGUGACGAAGAUUCACAUCUCGACAUCGCCUGUCUGGACGCGCUCGCUGCCUCAUCACAAUUGGAGGAGCUUGCGUUCGAUGUCAUAGUCGUGCCUGCGACACUCAUAUCAUGCACAUAUGCGUUCAACGCUCUGCGGAAGCUUACAGUUCAGGGGGAUAUACAGUCCUUGGAACGUCUGCUAGCCGUCCUCACACUCCCUUGCAUCUGUUUGCUCAACCUGCAAACAGGUAGCGAUCCUCAAUUAAAGGAAAAGGCUAUGAUUCUGCAGCAGUACCAUGCUCUGUUUUCAGCCAUCUCCGCCAAAGCCGCGCAUAGCCUUACAUCGCUGGAAGUAUCUCCGGCUACGGAUCUCGAUGUGGAUGAAUAUUCGGAAUCCGAGAUCUGUUUCUCUCUGCAAGACUUCGUGGCUCCACUUUUCCAGCUCAAGAAGCUAGAGGCUUUGAACUUGACUCUGCGCACAUCGUUGACGGUCUCUCCCGUGGACGUCCAAAUCAUGGCGAAGAAUUGGCCUGGACUCAAGUCUCUAUGCCUAGAACCAUGCUCCCGCCGAUCAUCCAUCGACUCUCUAGUGCCGUUCGCCAAGAGUCUUCCACUCCUACGAAUCUUGUUGUUGCACAACUUCCGCAUCGGCGGCCUGCAUGACUUAGAAGCUUGCCCAGCCUCGUCCCACGAACUGCAAACCAUCAAAAUUUUCUCGUGCGGAUAUGAGGCCUAUAACCCUGCCGAUAUGGCACAUAUGAUAGAUCGCCUCUUCCCGAACAUUGUGGUGACCGACUCCCAUUUCGGCUUGUGGCGCGAGACCAAGAGGCUUCUAGCAGAACUACAGGCGGCGCGGGCCCGCGAAGGGCCUCUACCAGAAUGA
Molecule: messenger RNA, 1734 nt
Organism: Postia placenta MAD-698-R-SB12
Lineage: Eukaryota; Fungi; Basidiomycota; Agaricomycetes; Polyporales; Adustoporiaceae
Exons: 2
Coding region: 1-1734 (577 amino acids)
Source: RefSeq, a predicted model, not a curated record